CAGUUUUGUCAUCCCAUAGCUGUGGCAGUCAUGGCUGUCAAAGCCAUGAUGAAAUAUCUCCGGGCUAGUUCGUUUCCUAAUUUCAGUUUAUUUUAAAAAAACACCAUCUUGUUUUCUUCGGGAAGAACGUUCAACAUUGGAUGGCCUUCGUCUUUUACUUUCUGAGUGUAAAAUCCGUCCUCCUCAUGGACUCCUUAUCAAUAACUUAAUUUUAAGAUGACGUUCCGGCCCUUCUUUUGCAUCACAAACCUGUCCGACAGGACAGGAGGCAGGGACUGAGCUACCUACCACCCUCAGGAUGGGAAACAGCACAUCCUCAUCUGUGGGGAAGUCAGCAACUACACCUGUGAACCAGAUCCAAGAAACAAUUUCUAACAAUUGUGUGGUGAUCUUCUCAAAAACAUCCUGUUCUUACUGUUCAAUGGCCAAAAAGCUUUUCCAUGACAUGAAUGUCAACUAUAAAGUUGUGGAAUUGGAUAUGCUGGAAUAUGGCAGCCAGUUUCAGGAUGCUCUUCAUAAGAUGACUGGAGGAAGAACUGUUCCCAGGGUGUUUGUCAACGGCACGUUCAUCGGAGGCGCAGCUGACACUCACAGGCUUCACAGAGAAGGGAAAUUGCUGCCCCUGGUUCAUCAAUGUAACCUGCAGAAGAGGAAAGCCGUGGAAUGA
This is a messenger RNA of Peromyscus eremicus (cactus mouse), 667 nucleotides long. It is a transcript of the gene Glrx2, whose product is annotated as glutaredoxin 2. The transcript has 4 exons. The coding region runs from base 299 to 667 and encodes 122 amino acids. The record is from RefSeq and is a predicted model, not a curated record. Lineage: Eukaryota; Metazoa; Chordata; Mammalia; Rodentia; Cricetidae.